GUAUUGAUGAUUUUCGUUUAGCUUUGACCAAAAAUCUCACGAAAAAAGGUUGGUCUACAUUUAGUUAAAAACAAAAGUCGGUCUACAUUUUCCCCUAUAAUGUAAAAAUAGUAAGGAACAAAAUGAGAAUUCGAUCUGAAAUUACUUUUGCUAGUACAACUUUUGAUGCUCUAUCUAGUGUAGAAGUUUCAUCGAGAACGAAUGCAUGCUUCAUUAGUUCUGAGCAAAACAAGUUGCAAAAGGUCAGUCUACAUUUAGAGCGGAAAUUGAGAAUGAAAGCUGUUUUUAUCUCUACGAAAUCAUGCAAACUGGAUUCUUUUUUAAAUAGAGUUGUAGAUCGACGUCUGAUCUACAAUUUAGCCACUCCGAAAAUUUCUUCAGUGGCGGAGUUUUGGGAAAAACUGUAAGAGAAGGUCGGUCUACAAAAAACGGAAAAGAUGCUUGUAAAAUGAUUAUAUCUAAAGAACAACAAAAAAAAGUAAGCAAAGUUGAACACUAAUCAUAUGGUUAGAUUCACAAUUCAAUUCUCUACAGGAUGCACUGCUUUCCUUUUCUUUUUAUAUAAUCAAAAAUUCAAUUUUCAGAUGAUGAGUCAUCAGAAAAUUAAGUUUUUUCAACUUUCGAGUCCCAUAACUUUGCAACGGAAGGAUGUAUCGAGUAGAAAAUUUUUGUGGAAGUGGGCAAAGUACUAGGCAAAGCACAGGAAAAUAUUUCUCAAGCGAGCCUCUUGUAACCUGAGUUAUUAUAGAAACAUAUCUAAACAAGUGAUUGUACUAGAAAGUUACGUUUCUCUCAUAUAUAUAGUAUAGGACAAAAUAGCGUUCUACAUUAGUAACUAUAAAAUACGAUGUUUUAGUUUUGAAACUCACGUUCACAUAAGAGAGUAUAAAAUGGAUUCACCGAAAAACCAAUCUUGUUUUCAUAUCAUGUUCGCCAUAUUUAUUCUUAUUGGAUUUAUAGCCGUAUGGGGACAGCCUCUAAUCCCGACUCAUCUGCUCCCUUCUCCUGGCCAAAUACGAAGUUAGGCUCGCAGACUCGAGAAAAACCGCACAAAGUGGUCGCCCCGAAAGUCUUAUAUUUUGCUUGUAAUUGUGCUACAACUUCAAAUGUUUAACUCCUGUAAUCGAACAAAUCAGAACUGUAAUCUUGUAAUAACCAAUAAAAAGUAAUUAGGAGAGACGAACUAGUUUCGAUUGAAACUUGAGAGCAUCAAUGUUUUACACCUAAAACUCUGAUUCUAAUUCUCUAUUUCUAAAAAUCAACUUUCAAGAUUAGAGUCAACGAAUUUAGGACAUAAGUUUUGUCAUGGGAACUUUGUAAAGAAUAAGUUGAGAAUUUAAGGGCUGAAGUUCGGCUUACAACGGCUAUCAAUGGCACAGUUUUCAGCUUUUGUCUAAACGCACAAGUGCCUCUUGUAACAGUUACAGCUUAUCUCAACAGAAAACAUGUUUCACAAACUGACAGGACAAAAAGAACCCACAAAUUUCUUUCACGGAACAAACGGGCUCGAAACAACAUUUUUUACUCACAGCUUCAGACUUACGAGACGAGACAAAAACUGUUGUGUUCGAGAUCAGACUCAGAGCAAUAAAAAAGUUUAUCCCGCAGGACUCCAGUUAGAUUUCUCAUAAUCAUAGUCUGACAAUUAUUAGAAUGUAUAUAAGUUUCUAGAAACAAUUGUGUACACGAAGCCCUAUUGAUUAUGGUCCUCGAUUCUUUAAUUUCAACAUAUUUGUAUGAUUUAGUGUGCUUUCCUUUUUCCCUGUAGUUAGUUGCAAAUUUGUCGAAUUUCCAUCAGUGAUCAUGCAUGAUUCAUCGAUAUUUUUAGUAUAUUUAAGUUUAAUAGCGUUCUCAAUAAUUCGUUUUUGUUCUACAUCAACAUUUCUCAAAAUUUUGAACUUUGAAUUCGUUUUUAAACGCAGAUCAAAUAGUAAAAAUUGCAAAUGCGUCAUUGCUUAAUGUGUGUAAAACCCGUGACGAGUGAUAGAUAUGUGGUGAUAUAACAGAAUUUAUAUCAAGUUGACAUUUAGAAUAUUAUUUCUACUACUACUUCUAAUAAAUAAUAAUAAUACUGUUUGUUUUUUAUCUUCUUGUUUCAACCUUGCGACAGUCUUUAUAAAUUCGUAUUGUGUGAUGCCUAUUCAUUUUUCUCCUUCUUUAUUUUUUAUUGAUAUUGUUAUUAGAACAAACAAAUAGAGAAAAUCGAGAUGAAAGAAAAAUUCUUUUUUAUCUCUCUAUUUUAAAUUUUUAUCUCAUUUGUCCGAUAAAAAUUCUUUUUAUACGGAUCCAAUAUUCUACGUAGAACAGUAAAUGAGUUGUUAUUAACAUCAACAACAGCAGUCAUCAUUAAUUAAUUGGUCACACCAUUAUCAUUGUCAAUCAAUGAUGAUAUCCAAUUUAUCUAUGUAUAUGAAAAAUAUUUAUUUAUUCUACUAGUUAAAAAUGAAUAUCGAAUAUUUUGAAUAUUAUCAAUUGUAUUCGCUUAUUGAUAAUCUUAAUUUACCAAUAUAUUCUAAAACAAAAUAUCCAUUAUCAAAUGCAAUUUUAUUUACAAUUAAUUUUCAUAAAUUUUAUCCUUGGUUUCUACUUCCAUUUGGUAUCAUUGGUUCAUUAUUAACAAUCAUCAUCUUUACACGAAAAAAAUUUAAAAAAUUUGGUUGUUCAGUAUUAUUUGUAGCCGAGAGUGUCAUGGAUUUGAUAUUAAUAACUCUAAACUGUGUACGUUUGAUAAUUCGAUAUACAUUUACAUCACAUUUUUUACGACGUUCACUCUAUAUUUGUCGGACAUAUAAAUUUAUGACCAAUUAUUUUAAUCAUUGUGCUGUGUGGAUAUUAUGUGUGAUAUCAUUGGAACGUGCUGCUGUUACAAAACGAUGGAAUAAAAAAGUAUUUAGUAAAAAUCAUUCGUAUCUUAUAUUGAUAAUUAUUUUUACUAUAUUAUUCAUUUUAAAUGGACAUUAUCUUCUUUAUUUUCAUAUUGAACAAUCAGAUGAUAAUUAUAAUUAUACAAUAUUAAAAAAAGAAAAAUAUAUAUUAUGCCGUUCUAAUUUGACACAAUCAGCUGAGAAUUAUAAACUUUUUUACCAACAUUAUUUAACUUGGAUGGAUUUUAUUCUUAAUUCAUUGAUACCUUUCUUUAUAAUUCUCAUUGCCAAUUUAAGUCUGAUGUAUAGUGUUUGUAUGUCACGAAUAUUAAUGAAUAAAUUAAAUAUGAGACAAACAAAAGCACACAAGGAUACACAAUUGGCCUAUAUUCUAUUUGUAUCAACAUUUUUAUUUUUACUUAUGACAUUUCCAAUGAGAAUAUUUUCAAUAAUUGAACCAUAUUUAAAAUUUGAUAAAGAUAUAUUAAUUUUAUUAGAUGGUAUUAUGAGAUUUUUAUUAUAUUUAGAUCAUGGUUGUGGAUUCUAUUUAUAUACAUUUACCGGAGAAUUAUUUCGAAAAGAAUUAAGGAGAUUUUUGCUUAUGUUUUUAUUAGGAAGACGACAUUAUAAUUGGUCGAUAGAAUCAAAAAGACAUAGUGAACUGAGUUGUUCAAAUGGUGGUACUCAUCAGCAACAUGCUCAACCAACACAACAACAACAACAUUUAUUUAAUAAUUCCGUCAGUAGUGGUGGUGAUGCGCGUGGCGAAGGAUGGAAACAGAUAUCAGCCAGACCACUUAGUCCAUAUGGAAUGAAACGUCACGAUUUCAUUGUUGAUCAUAAAGGUGGUCUAGUGAUAUCGCCUGAUCCAAUGUCAAAAUCUCAUAGUCGUGAAUUUUUCAAAAAGAAUAAACGUAGUCAUAGUAAAAAAGAUGGAAAUAAUGUCACAAGAAAUAAUAAGAACAAUAAUCAUCACUUGAAUAAUCGAGAACUUAGUUCACAUAACGCGAGUACAACUGGCGCUGAUGGUGGAACAGAUAGUGGUCACUCAAAAGAGAGGAAAACAAAAAUUUGUUGUCUUUUAUAA
This is a messenger RNA of Didymodactylos carnosus, 3951 nucleotides long. NCBI's taxonomy places the organism in Eukaryota, Metazoa, Rotifera, Eurotatoria, Philodinida, Philodinidae. The record is from the annotation of a GenBank genome assembly.